AAGAAAAUUAAGAAUCAAAUUCAUAACAUGGGGAGAGCUCCUUGCUGUGACAAAGCCAGCGUGAAGAGAGGCCCAUGGUCACCUGAAGAAGACGCCAAGCUCAAGGCCUACCUCGACCAACAUGGCACUGCCGGAAAUUGGAUUGCCUUGCCCCAGAAGAUAGGGCUUAAGAGAUGUGGGAAGAGCUGUCGGCUUAGGUGGUUGAAUUACCUAAGACCAAACAUUAAACAUGGAGGAUUCUCUGAGGAAGAAGAAAACAUCAUUUGCAGCCUCUAUUUAAGCAUUGGAAGCAGAUGGUCUAUAAUUGCGGCACAAUUGCCUGGGAGAACAGACAAUGACAUCAAGAACUACUGGAACACAAGGCUGAAGAAGAAGCUCCUAGGGAAGCAGCGCAAAGAACAAGAAGCUCAGCGCAUCAAGCAAGAGGUAAAGAGGGAGACAGAAGAUUACUGUUCUGUUCCUGCAGGAGUCAUGAGCCAGAACACCCUAUACUGGCCACAGCUGCCUGCAGUCUUGCCUCCAAGGGCAGAUUUAAAUCAAAACUCUCACUUCAAAGACCAAGAAUCCCUCAGGAAUCUGGUUAUUAAGCUAGGAGGAAAAUUUUCCCACGACCAUUCACAACAAACAAGCUUUCAAUAUCCUCUUGGUGAAGUGUCCUUCACUCAAGAUCAAAUACUAUACGAAAAUUCGAUGAACAUGCUUGCUUCUUCCAAUUCUAUGAGUCCCAUAAGCAGUACUGCUAACUGCUCUCAGUUGUCAAAUACCAGCUAUGAUGUUCAGGGCCUUGAGAAUUCCCCGGCCGAGCUAAGGCAAAUGGUUUACGGCAAUCAACAACAACAGUUUAAUGAAUUGGAAGGCUUCUAUGGAAUGGAUAUGGUGGAUGGUAGCAGUGGGAGUAGUUCCGUAGAAAGCAGCAGCUGGGGGGACAUAAACUCACAGCUGGCUUAUACUCAAUUUGUGUCUGGGUUUCAAGGUGGCCACCAACAAAGUGUGCCUCAAUGGUUCUAACUUUUGAAGAGUCAAGUUAUUUUGGGUCACAUUAACAGCAGUACUACUACUGCAUAUGGGCGGGAUGUAAAUUUGUACUCUUAGGAAAUUAAUCUGAUUUCAGAGACUUUUAGAUAUCCUAUAGAUAUUCUAAUAAAUUCUUGCAAAAAGA
Rubroshorea leprosula is the source of this 1159-nucleotide messenger RNA. The record is from the annotation of a GenBank genome assembly. Lineage: Eukaryota; Viridiplantae; Streptophyta; Magnoliopsida; Malvales; Dipterocarpaceae.